Molecule: messenger RNA, 2986 nt
Organism: Dinoponera quadriceps
Lineage: Eukaryota; Metazoa; Arthropoda; Insecta; Hymenoptera; Formicidae
Product: nuclear mitotic apparatus protein 1-like
Exons: 4
Coding region: 534-2057 (507 amino acids)
Source: RefSeq, a predicted model, not a curated record
UCGAACAAUAUGAAUAAUUCAUCAACGGAUAAGAGGAACUUUUUUACUUUUAAAUAUAAUUCAAUAACGAAUAAAAUGAUCUUUGCACUAUCAAAUAAUGCGACAGGUCAAAGAGAUAAUUACUUUCAAUUAGUACGACUCAACAACAAGCCGGGCGAAUUUAUUCUUCAAUAAAACAACCGAACAACGGUCCGAAUAAACUUUUGUCUUUGUUUACUAACAAGAUAUUAGUCUUUCUGACCUAUCGAUGAAUUAUAUCAGCGAAAAAUAAGGAUUCGGGCAGAAAUUUGUGAAACGCCUAACAUGUCAAAGUGCAGCAGGAGACACGUUCGAAAUGGCGUCACGCUGUGACGAUAAUAAUAAUAAUCAGUGGAUUAAUUGUUGCUAAUCGUAAGCAUUUGCGGGUUGUCGACGUCGAUGGUUGAUGAGCUACUUCGCGAGCUAUUUUUCUAACUAAUUAAGGAUGACAAAUUUACAAAAAGGAUGGCUGCGGUGAUUCUGCCCGACUGAGUACAGAGAUCGUAGAAUUCGCAAUGGACAAUCUGUCGGAUUCCUUCCGAGGGGAGCUGGACUCCGUAACUUCCACGGAUUCUCUCCAAUUGAUCAGCGACGAGUUCCAAUUGCGGCACCUGUCAACGCCCGAUGUCUCAAAUAUCGAGCUGUCGAAACGAGUAGCCCUGCUGGAACUGGAGAACGAGCGGCUUCGCAUUGAUUUGGAGAACGUGCGGAUCGACCUUAACGCCAGGAUCGCCGCGAAUCAGGGUCUGAAAGGCAAGAUAACGGAGCUGUUUGUCGAGAUGCAGUCGAUGCAGCAGGAGAAGCAGAAGCUACGGAACACCUUGACCGACACCGUCAAUCGUCUAUCCUCCGCGGAGACCUCUGCGAAAUGGUACCAAUCUCAGGUGCACAUCCUGAUGGCCAGCAAGAAGAGCCUGCAGAUAGAAAUCGAGACCUACCAGAACAUUCUGAAGCAGAGGCAGCAGGCGAUAGUGGACGUAAACGCCAGCUACAAACAGCUCAACGCCGACUUCAACGAGCUCGCGCAGCGGUAUCAGAAGGAAAAGCGGGAGAUGCAGGCUGCGAUUAAGGAUCUCCAGUCGCACGUGCGGUCCGUCAGCGCGGCGCAGGACACGCUGGACGCGACCGGCAGUCCGACGGACGUGUCGAUGAUGCUGGAGGCGACCGAGGACGAGUUGCGCAACACCAAAGCCGAGAUGAAAGCCUUGGAGCAGCGGCUUCUGGGCGACGAGGUGGCCAAGAUGUCGAUGGAGAACGCCCUGAGCAAACAGCGCGUCCUGAUCUCGACCAUGGAGGAGAACUUGCAGAGGUGCGAGACGGAGAAGCACGAGGCCGCCGAUCUGCUGAGGAAGGCGCAGUUCGAGAUGCAGAAGCUGCGCUCCGAGAACGAGAUACUGCAUACCUCCUUGUCGGACUCCAAGCGGGAGCAGAGCCAGGUGGAGGACGCGAUAGCUCACCUGCGGAUACAGCUGAGCAAGAUGAUCGCGCAGUACAAGCUGCUGAGGACGAAGAACGCGGAGUCCGAGGAGAGGCUGAGCGGCAUGCGAGACCUCGCGAACGAGAACAAACGCCUGAGGGCCAUGUCGCACAAGGCGAACAGCGCUCUGCUGAAGAAGCUCAGGGAGGAGAAGGCGAGGAUGCGGAGUCUGGAGCAGAGGUUUUACGGCAAGCGGAUGAACGGUCAACUCGGCAACCUGAGAAACAGAACGGAGCACUGCUUACGGGAAUGCUUGAGACAGGUUCUGUCGAGAAAGGAUUUGCAGGACCGAUCGAAGUCGACGACCAGGCUGGCUGAUGAGAGUAUCGACGAAGGGUACGGCGACAGCAGCAACACCUCCUCGGUCUCGCUGGACCUCCCCUCGCCGUCUCCCAUCAAUUCAGUAUUAUUGAACAGUGCGACUGACGUUCUCGCGCGAAGCAAGGACUUCUGCUCGCCGAUGCAAGAACAACUGGACGCUCUCCGAUCGAAGCUGGAGGGACUCCGAGGCCAAUGCGAAACGUUGGAGGCCAACGUCUUCAUUCCAGGGUCAACGUCGUAAUUCCACUGAGAUAUUCCAAGCUCGAGGACUAUUUCUUGUUCGUGAUUAUGCGAACGGAAGGAUAGCCUCGGCGAAUAAGCGUAUAUAUUCCGUUUAGUUGAAUUUGAUUUGCCGUUGCCGGCAAAACGUCGUCGAUUUGAGGUAUUAUUGCGUUACGAGGAAUAAAAAAAAAGAAAUGGAAGAGAGAACCGUUUAUUACCGAUGGUACCGAGGGUGUAUUAUUAGUCCCUAAGUGUAGAAAAGGUUGCAAAGUGAUAUCGCGUUGAUAUAUUUAUUUGUUACGUUUUUGACAUAUUAUUAUAUAUAUAUGACUGUUACUAGUAUCUGAUAUUUAUUCUCGCCUUUGUAUCGGUCAUUCGUUUUCAUCAUUGAGAAUCAUUAAGAAGCGCAUCCUGCUGAACCGAGAAAGUCCGAAUCAGCUGUGCUUUUUGCGAACGAAUGUUGCGAAUCAAUCGUGGCAACGCUCUCCAUCUCGUGUAAAGCGCGACGGCCGUAUCGCGCGUUGUUGCGAUUGACGCAUAGCGUGCGAAAUGAGUGAGAAGAAGCGUGAGAGUGCGAAUGGCGGUUAAUUACAGAAACGUGAUAAAGAGAGAAACGACGUGGCGAUGCCGCGUGUGAUGGAAAAACAAGUGAACGAGAUAUUUAACCUGAGAAUAACAUCGCGGAAUUCGCGGUGCGCGAGUACUUUUUAUACUCCCGGAAAAAACUCCAGCGAGGAGAAGAAUGUGUGUACAGCGUGAAACGCUCGCGUGUCGUCUCGCACCGCGGAGAAACGCCAGGCUCUCAUGUGUGUAUACUUUGUACUUACAGCUCUGUAGAAACGUAUCGAAUCAGGGUUGGACAAUUGUAUUAAAUAUCCUCUGGCUCGCAUUUUGUAACACGGUUUGUAAGAUAGCGGUAAUAAAGUACGAGCCCAUUGAGCAAGACAA